GAUGAGGCCACCAUUGUUGCCGCCCUCAAGGACCAGCAAUUUUUAAUCAUCACCAUGGCCCCUACCGCGCCCCGUGACGCCCACAGCAAGCUCGUCCAGGCGGCCGCCAAGGCCGCCAUUCCCUACGUCAUGCCUAACGGGUAUGGCGGCGACAUUGACGACAUUAAACUCGGCGAAGAGACAAUGCUGGGGCCCAUAGCCAAGGCCCACAGAGACGAGAUUGAGAGGCUUGGUAUGCAGUGGAUCACGGUGUGCUGUGGAUUCUGGUACGAUUACAGCUUAGCGGGCGGGGAUUCGCGCUUUGGGUUUGACUUUGACAAGCGCUCGCUGACCAUCUACGACGAUGGCAACACCAAGAACUCGACGUCGACGUUAUCGCAGGUUGGGCGCGCUGUGGCCCAGGUGCUGAGCCUCAAUGAGCUUCCCGAGGACGAAACCGAUAAGCGGCCUACCCUGUCGAUGUUCGUCAACCAGGGCGUGUACAUUAAGAGCUUUGUGGUCAGCCAGAACGACAUGUUUGAGAGCGUCAAGCGUGUCACCGGCACCACUGACGCCGACUGGACGAUUACCCACGCGAAGACCCAGAAGCGGUACGAGGAUGGCCUGGCGCAAGUGCAAGCAGGCAACAUGGCUGGUUUUAGCAAGAUGCUGUAUGCAAGGGCAUUUUACCCCGAUGGUUCCAAUAGUCUCGCAGCCAAGGCGCAGAAUGAGCUGCUUGGAUUACCGGAUGAGAGCCUGGAUGAGUCUACCCAGGUUGGAAUCGAAAUGGUCAAGGAGCUGCAGCUUCGAGUUCAGCGUAUGGCGGCAUAGCUAUAUCCGUUAUUAAUCAUGUCUAGUGCG
Messenger RNA from Aspergillus ochraceoroseus IBT 24754, 840 nucleotides. RefSeq lists its product as uncharacterized. Lineage: Eukaryota; Fungi; Ascomycota; Eurotiomycetes; Eurotiales; Aspergillaceae. The transcript has a single exon. The record is from RefSeq and is a predicted model, not a curated record. The coding region runs from base 55 to 810 and encodes 251 amino acids.